Messenger RNA from Ictalurus furcatus (blue catfish), 2264 nucleotides. Its product is annotated as NLR family CARD domain-containing protein 3-like. The transcript has 4 exons. NCBI's taxonomy places the organism in Eukaryota, Metazoa, Chordata, Actinopteri, Siluriformes, Ictaluridae. The record is from RefSeq and is a predicted model, not a curated record. Bases 207 to 2264 code for a protein of 685 amino acids. Gene Ontology annotation, molecular function: protein binding.
UAUAAUAUUUAGAUGUGUUCCUGUGUGUUUCUAACUAGGAGCUGGAACACAAAGUCAUCACUUUGAUAAAGAAUGAGCUGAAGAGGUUUAGGAAGCUCCUGAGUCCAGAUUACCCAGCAUGCACUGAGAGGGAGGUGGAGGAUGAGGAGGAUCUGCACAGUGUCAGAGAGGGAGCGCUGAAGAUCACACUGCAUGUCUUGAAGAACAUGAACCACACAGAUCUCGCUAACACACUGCACAACAAGUCUGUGGCCUCUGUCUAUCAGACAGAGCUGAAAUCCAGCCUGAGAGAGAAGUUUAAAAGAAUUAAUGAAGGAAUCUCACAGCAUGGAAGCUCAGCACUUCUGAAUGAGAUCUAUACAGAUCUCUACAUCACAGAGGGUUGGAGUAGAGACGUCAAUAAUGAACAUGAGGUGAGACAGAUUGAGACAGCAUCCAGGAGACCAGCAACACAGGAGACACCCAUCAAAUGUAAUGAGCUCUUUAAAGACAAGUCCAUCAGAAGAGUGCUGACUAAAGGAGUUGCUGGAAUUGGAAAAACAGUCUCUGUGCAGAAGUUCAUUCUGGACUGGGCUGAAGGAAAAGCAAAUCAGGACGUCACCUUCAUGUUUCCACUUCCCUUUCGAGAGCUGAAUCUGAUGAAGCAGAGAAAUCUCAGUCUGAUGGAGCUUCUUCAUCACUUUUUCCCAGAAAUGAGAAAUCUAGAAUUACUAGACUCCUACACAGUUGUGUUGAUCGUUGAUGGUCUGGAUGAGUGUCGACUUCCUCUAAAUUUCCAGAAGAAUGAGAGAUUGUGUGAUGUGACAGAGUCAGCCUCGGUGGAUGUACUGCUGACAAACCUCAUCAAGGGGAAUCUGCUUCCCUCUGCUCUCCUCUGGAUCACCUCUCGACCAGGAGCAGCCAAUCAGAUCCCUCCUGAGUGUGUAGACCAGGUAACAGAGGUACGAGGCUUCAGUGAUCCUCAGAAAGAGGAGUACUUCAGGAAGAGGAUCAGUGAUCAGGGCCUGGCCAAUAAAAUCAUCACACGCAUGAAGUCUUCAAGAAGCCUCUACAUCAUGUGCCACAUCCCAGUCUUCUGCUGGAUCUCAGCCACUGUUCUAGAGAGAAUGUUUGGUGAAGCGGAGAGUGGAGAGGUCCCCAAGACUCUGACUCAAAUGUUCACACACUUCCUGAUCUUUCAGAUGAAACACAAGGACCAAAAGUACCAUCAGAAAUGUGACCCUGAUCCUCAGCAGACCAGAGAGAGUAUCCUGGCACUGGGGAAACUGGCUUUCCAACAGCUGGAGAAAGGAAACCUGAUCUUCUAUGAGGAAGACCUGAGAGAGUGUGGCAUUGAUGUUGGAGAAGUGGCAGUGUACUCAGGAGUGUGUACCCAAAUCUUCAGAGAGGAGUUUGGGCUUCACCUGGGGAAGGUGUUCAGCUUUGUACAUCUGAGUGUUCAGGAGUUUCUGGCUGCUUUAUACACAUUUCUCUGCUUUAUUUUUACAAAGACAUAUGUGUUAGUGGAGCAACGCACUGGCUGUUUCCAUUUCUUCAGCAAGUCAACCAUGUCUGAUCUCCUCAGGAGUGCAGUGGACAAGGCCUUACAGAGUGAGAAUGGACACCUGGACCUGUUCCUCCGCUUCCUUCUGGGUCUCUCACUGCAGUCCAAUCAGACUCUCUUACGAGGCUUAAUGCCCCAGACAGGAAGUAGCUCUCACAGCAAACAGGAAACAGUCGAGUACAUCAAGGAGAAGAUCAGGGAGAAUCCUUCUCCAGAGAAAUCCAUCAAUCUGUUCCACUGUCUGAAUGAACUGAAUGAUCAUUCUGUAGUGCAGGAAGUACAGACUUACCUGAACAGAGAAGGUAGCAGUCGUCUCAAAGGAACCAGACUCUCUCCUGCUCAGUGGUCAGCUCUGGUGUUUGUGUUACUGAACUCAGAUCAGGAGCUGGAUGAGUUUGAUUUGAGGGAAUAUGACCGAUCAGAGGAAUGUCUUCUGAAGAUGCUGCCAGUGGUCAAAGCCUCCAGAAAAGCUGAUCUGUGGGAGUGUAAUCUGACACAGGAAAGCUGUAGAGUUCUGUCCUCAGUUCUCACCUCAAACUCCUCCAGACUGAGAGAACUGGACCUGAGUCACAAUAACCUGCAGGAUUCAGGAGUGAAGCUGCUCUCUGCUGGACUGGAGAAUCCACACUGUACACUGGAGACACUGAGGUACAUACAAGGAGGAAAGCAGCAUGGUAUCCGGCGAGCGCACUCCAACCCGGGUCGGCUGGACGAGGAUUGA